GAUCGUAACCAAGGACACCGUUGACAUCUCCAACCUGCCCCUUUCCUACAAAACCAACACACUCAAGGAGGAGCACUUGCUGCAGGUGGCCAACAACUUCUCCCGCCAGUACAGCCACCUGUGCCCGGACCGCGUGCCCCUCUUCUUGCAGCCCCUGAAUGAGUGUGAAGUGCCUAUGGGGAAACUGAGGCCCAGAGAAAACCAGGGAGCUGCCUAGGGUUACAGGGUUGGAAGGAAGAAGCCAGUGCUUUGGUCCUGGUGCAAGUCCUGGUCUAUUUUGUUCUGUUUCUCUGCCCUUUCCCUGCUGGGGUCCACCUCUAAAACUGGAGCACACCCGGGAGCUGCUCCUACCCAGAACCUCUGUAGGCCUCGGCAGGGCCUCACACUUGGCAGGAGACCUGAUCUACUUCAGCCCUGACUUGCUGGGUCACCUUGGCCAGCUCACUUAGCCUUUCUGGGCCUCAGUCUCCCCCAUUGGUACCUGGGGGUUGGAGGAAGGGAUUCACUCAGGCCCUCCCAGCCGAGAAUCUGAAUAAGCUUGUUCUGUCUCAGUGCUGAUCAUAUGAUAGGUACCUCCAAGCCAUUGCCACUGCUCCACCGACAGCUGCCAUAUGCCAGACCUGGACGCUGCCUUUCCAGCCAGGGGCUGCUCUGCUACCCCAGGGCCCUCAGGCCUGGCCUGCUGCAUGGGCCUCCAUUCCCCGGGUCUCCCUGUGCUUUGGAGGAAAGAGGCCACUCCAGGGUGCCUCUGCCUGACCCCCUCAAGCCGCCCUCGCACCUGUAUUCCUCAACCACGGUGCUCAAGCACCAGAAGGGGAACUGCUUCGACUUCAGCACGCUGCUCUGUUCCAUGCUGCUUGGUGCUGGCUACGAUGCCUACUGCGUCAAUGGGUAUGGCUCCCAGGCUCUGUGCAACAUGGACCUGACUCGGGAGGUCUGCCCACUCACCGUGACACCCAAAGAGACAGUCAAGAAGAAAGAGAAGGCACAGCCCAAGAAGUACACCAUCAAACCGCCACGGGACCUGACCAGCAGGUUUGAGCAGGAGCAGGAGAUCAAGAAGCAGAAGGAGGCCAAAGCCCAGGAGGAGAAGCGGUGGUGGGAAGAAGAAGAAGAGCACCUUCUGGAGGCAGAGAGGGCGAAGCCUGACCCCCUACAUGGCCUUCGGGUGCACUGCUGGGUCCUGGUGCUGUUGGGGAAGCGAGAGGUGCCUGAGAGCUUCUUCAUCGACCCUUUCACUGGCCGCAGCUACAGCAUCCAGGAUGAUCACUUCCUGGGCAUCGAGAGCCUCUGGAACCACAGGAACUAUUGGAUCAACAUGCAGGACUGCCGGAACUGCUGCAAGGACUUGGUCUUUGACCUGGGAGACUCUGUGAGGUGGGAGUACAUGCUCUUGGGGACAGAUAAGCCUCAUCUGUCCUUGACUGAGGAAGAGGAUGAAGGGAUGAAUGAUGACAAUGACACAGAAGAUCUGGACAAGGAGAACCAGGAUAAGAGCUUCGAUAUGCCGUCCUCAUGGGUGGAGCAGAUCGACAUCUCCCCAGAAGGUCUCUGCCAAUGCGUGUUCAGUGCUUUCUCCAGAACCAUCCCUGGACUCCAGGAAGCAUUUGAAACCCACUGCCUGAACGGGAAGAAGGUGCUGCAUUACAGGAGGGCACAGCUGGAGAAAUGGGCCCCGUACCUCAACAGCAAUGGCCUGGUGUGCCGCCUCACCACCUACGAAGACCUGGAGUGUACCAAGAUUUUGGAGAUCAAGGAGUGGUAUCAGAACCGGGAGGACAUGCUGGAGCUGAAGCACAUAAACAACAGCACAAGCCUGCACACUGACUACUUCAGGCCGGGCCACCCCCGGGCUCUGCAUGUGCACUCAUACAAGUCCAUGGAGCCUGAGAAUGACCGUGUCAUGGAGUUUUAUGAAACAGCCCGUGUGGACGGCCUGAUAAAAUGGGAGGAGACUCCCAGGACAAUGACUCAGUACUAUCAAGGACGCCCAGACUUCCUCUCCUACCGCCAUAUCAACUUUGGGCCCAGGUUCAAGAAGCUCACUUUGACCAGCACAGAGUCGAACCCCCGGCCCAUACUGAAAAUCACAGAGCGGUUCUCCCGAAACCCAGCGAAGCCCGCAGAUGAGGAUGUGGCAGAGCGUGUGUUCUUGAUCUCCGAGGAGCGCAUCCAACUGCGCUACCACUGCCGUGAUGACUACAUCACUGCCUCCAAGCGCGAGUUCCUGCAGCGCUCUGAGGUGGACAGCAAGGGCAACAAGAUCAUCAUGACAUCAGACGUGUGCAUCAGCUUUGAGGUGGAGCCCAUGGAGCACACCAAGAAGCUUCUCUACCAGUACGAGACCAUGAUGCACCUGAAGAAUGAGGAGAAGCUGUCCAAACACCAGGCCUGGGAGUCCGAGCUGGAGGUGCUGGAGAUCCUGAAGCUUCGAGAGGAAGAGGAGGAGGCACACAUACUGAACAUCUCCAUCUAUGACACCAAGCGCAACGAAAAGAGCAAGGAGUAUCGGGAGGCCAUGGAGCGUGUGAUGCACGAGGAGCACCUGCGGCAGGUGGAGGCCCAGCUGGACUACCUGGCUCCAUUCCUGGCCCAGCUGCCCCCGGGUGAGAAGCUGACUCGUGUGCAGGCUGUGCACCUCAAGGAUGCGUGCCUCGGUGACUUCAAGCAGCGGCUCAUCGACAAGGCCAACCUUAUCCAGGCCCGCUUCGAGAAGGAGAACCAGGAGCUGCAGAAGAAGCAGCAGUGGUACCAGGAGAACCAGGUGACCCUGACACCAGAGGAUGAAGACUUGUACCUGAGUUACUGCUCUCAGGCCAUGUUCCGUAUCCGCAUCCUGGAGCAGCGGCUCAAUCGACACAAGGAGCUGGCCCCCCUGAAGUAUUUGGCGUUGGAGGAAAAGCUCUACAAGGAUCCACGCCUGGCAGAGUUCCUCAAAGUCUUCGCUUGACUCCUCAUGGGCACGUGGAGGAAGCUGUCAGAGAUGAAAUGGAAGCCUAUCCAGCCCAGCCCUGUGCACCUUACACCCCACUGAUGCCCAUUCCCUCGGGCCUGGCCCCUCGGUCACACUGCCUCCCACCUCUCAUCGUUUUCCUGUAAAUAAAAACAUUUUUUAC
Molecule: messenger RNA, 3116 nt
Organism: Heterocephalus glaber (naked mole-rat)
Lineage: Eukaryota; Metazoa; Chordata; Mammalia; Rodentia; Bathyergidae
Gene: Drc7
Product: dynein regulatory complex subunit 7
Biological process (GO): flagellated sperm motility
Cellular component (GO): motile cilium
Source: RefSeq, a predicted model, not a curated record